Molecule: messenger RNA, 4458 nt
Organism: Blastomyces gilchristii SLH14081
Lineage: Eukaryota; Fungi; Ascomycota; Eurotiomycetes; Onygenales; Ajellomycetaceae
Product: mitochondrial intermembrane space import and assembly protein 40
Exons: 3
Coding region: 287-1159 (290 amino acids)
Biological process (GO): protein import into mitochondrial intermembrane space
Cellular component (GO): mitochondrial intermembrane space
Molecular function (GO): protein-disulfide reductase activity
Source: RefSeq, a predicted model, not a curated record
GAGCCGCGUUGGCUGGCAUUCUAUUUGCUUAAUUGAAGCUUUUCUCUUGCAUUCCUCAUUCAGGGAUAGACAUCAAAAGUGGUUACCGCGCUUACCUUCCGCUGACUAAUCCAUCCAUAGCCGCGCGAAAAACUCCGACCUCCGAUUUUUUGAUGCCAGCGCCGGAUCUUGCUUGCUCGAUUCCUCUGGGCUGCGGUCGUUCACUUAUGAUUCUUCCUGACGUCGAAUAGCUGUCAUCUUUUUUUCUUUCCUCUAGAAUUAUUUCCUUCUGUUUCUGUAUUUCACAAUGUUUAGCCCGGCUUCGCGAUCUUUUCUUCGAAUAGCGCCCUCCGUCCCAAAACAUAUCCGACUCCCCCAAGCAAGACGAUUCAUAAGCACCGAGUCCACAUCCUCGUCGCGCAAGCCGUCAAGCUGGAAGGGCACAACGCUGAGAUGGGCCCUUGCCGCUGGCGUGGUUUAUUAUUAUAAUACGAGCACUGUAUUUGCGGAGGAACCUGGCUUUUCAUUCCAACCGCCUUCUUCUGCCUUUAAAGAAAAUGAAGAUGACGCUUCCCUACCAACCCUCGACUCCAUAACAUCGGCGAAGAGAGCGAAGGUCACAUCGAAACCCUCCCCGGCGCCCUCGACGGCAGAUACCCGGUCCCCCUCUUCCUCUUCCACAGUAACAUCCGACCUUGCCGCUACUGCAGAUAUAGAGAUUCCGUCGUCAGAACCGGAGCCCAGGCUCUUAACGCCAGGGGAGCUUGAAGAGGAAGCCAGUAACGAAGGCGCCUUCAACCCCGAGACCGGAGAGAUCAAUUGGGAUUGCCCCUGUCUAGGUGGCAUGGCGCACGGUCCGUGCGGAGAGGAAUUUAGAGCUGCGUUCAGUUGCUUCGUGUAUUCAACGGAAGAGCCCAAGGGGAUGGAUUGCAUUGAAAAAUUCGAGGGCAUGCAAAACUGCUUCCGCCAGCAUCCCGAGAUCUACCCCACCGAAACAGAAGAGGAAGAAGUCGACGCCCAAUUAGCUGAAGUAACAGCAGAAUCCCCCCGCCCCGACACGACACAAGAGCGAGAAAACCCCUCCAAACCGUCAGAAAGCCCCGCAGAAAGCCCUGCGGCCGCAGCAUCUUCAAAAGAGGAGAAGCCCAAGGCAGAAUCGAAGCCGUCAACAAGCUCAUAGUUAAUUUCUUUUCGGCGGAUGACACGAUAAAACCGGUUGGCUGAGGGAUGAAGAAAAGAACACAUAGAAAAAAACUAGGGAGGCAUGAGCCAAAAUACCCGAGAGUGUACUCGUCUUAUCUUCCUCGGCACUCAGCAUUCAAGCAAGGGGUGUUUGCUGUGUUUCAUUUAAAAAAUUUAUGCCAUAAUAUAUAUACAACUAAGCACGGCCAGCCGAUGUUACGCUCCCGUAUUUCCUUUUUCCUAUACACUAGAUUCCUCCUCGUUUCCUUUCCAUUUUCUAUCUCAUUUUCUCCCACUUACUUUACCUUCUUGGAACACUCCAAUGUAUGUAUGUCUGUCUACAACUGUACUUGUACUUGAACUUGCGCGUAUUUAUACUUGCUACCAUCAUCUGCCUGUCCGCUCUUCCAUACCUCAACCACCCAACAACUAAAUUCAUAAUCGAAGGAUAUUAUGCAUUUUUAAAAUGGUUCGUUCAUGGAAACCCUCAGCAGCCCGGCAGAGCAAGUGAAAUAGAGCCUACAAGGCACUUGGAAAAAAGGUGGUUGCUUGCUUGACUAGAGGAGAUAAUAAUAACCAAUACUUAGCUUUUCCUCCGUUCUUUACAUUCCUCCCUCCCUUCGCUUAUCCAAUCCCAUUACUCCUUCCGUCUCCUCUCUACUCAUGCAAAGACCUUCAAUUCUGAGAGUAUGAAAGAUACACCCACCCACACCUCCCGAAACUUUUCCAAUUACUUCAUCCUGUAUCCGAAAAUCCAAAGGUUGCAAGGGAUAUGAAAAUAAAACGAGGGCCCAACAAACCUAAACAUGAGAAUAGCAAAAAUAAGAAGAGGGCAGGAAAAUAAACCGUUAAGAAGGGGGAAGCCAAUAAGUACUAGAUAAGAUAUAAACCAACAUCAAGGGAACCAAAAAACCCCUCAUCAUAAUUAAAAUAGAAAACAAAAAAUAAGAGCACAACAGCAAAACCUAAGGAACAAGUAUCCAAACUAGAACAAAUCGAAUCCAAAGCAAAAAGCCAAAGCCAAAGCUAAACCAAGCCCAAUUCACUCCCCAGCUAAAAAAGAAAGAAAAGCACAGCGCGCGGAUAUAUGUAUAAGAGGGAACGAAGAGGAGAAAACCAGAACUACCGCAUGGCUAGAAAACCGGGGGGAGGAAGGGCAAAAGAAAGACAAGAAGGGAAAGGAAAAGAAAAAGAAACCCAGCUACAAAAAUAUCAAAAUCGUAACAUACCCAACGAAUGAGGGGUUUCAUGAAACAUAUAGAAGCAAAAAAAAGAAAAAAAUAGAUACCGGAGGAACAAGAAAAACAAGAAUGGAAGAAACCAGCCCAUCCCAACUCCUGAAUCACAGGUUCAAAAAAUCCAUGCUUCCAAAGAAAGCUCAGAAGUUCUCCCCUCUACUUCUCCGAAGGACGUUAUUCUUCUCCCUAAUUUUACCCCUUCGUUUAAACACUCCAACAAAACCUCCUUUUCCUCCGAGCUGUCCCUGACAGGAAACUUAAUCCAGCCAACAACCCCGAUCACGUAUCAUCCCCCGUCCAACGUCCAAACAAUAUCCAGAUCAGUUAGUAGUAAAAGAAAAUGGAAUAAAAUGAAAUAAAAAAACACACAAAGUUAAGAAUUUCACCUCCUCAGAAUCGCCUCAUACAAACUCCCCAACAUCCCAAUGGCGGACCCAGUCAACAAACCAGGUAGUCCACCAGGAACCGCACCGGGAACAGCCAUCACCGUCGUCCGACGGUACACGUUCCAAAAGGUGAAGAUGUUCGUGUACACCAGGUACGAAACCAACGCCUUGGAGACGUUAUAAACCAGUGGGUCCAGGUUAGCGGUUUCAGCAACCCUUGCAGCAACCGAGGUGGUGGUACGACGCGUGCCAUAAGCAUGGAUGCUGCUGCCGCCGCCUUGCUGAGAAAUCUUCAAGCUCAGGUUGAAGAAGUACGCGAGUAGGGACGGUAGGAAUAUACUCGUGGUAAGCCAGAGGGAGAAAGGGCCCCAGAAGGACGCGUCGAGCAGGAUGAAGAGGUCGGGGACCUUGAUGGCGUAGUUCGGGGUCCCGACAGAGGGUACGGCAGGGAACGUGGCUAGGUAGCGCAUAGGAACGAUGUCGGCGAGAAGACCGUACAGCUCGAUCGCAAGGGUGAUGGUCUCGAUGGCGCGGACGCUGCUGAGGCAAGAGCGUAGCGCGUCGGAGCGCUCGGUUAUGCCGGACGCGUCCCAGGCUUCAGACAUGGACUGGCGGGCUUUGGUGGUUUGGCGAUCGAUCGCGUCUGUGAUGACAGCGGGGGAUGGGGGGAGGGAAGAGAAGGGCAGUGAGCGACGCGCGGGGGUGCGAGACGCGGGGGUGGACUCUUUGCUAGCGCUGCUGUCGGAUUCAUCUCUAGAUUUUGUUGUUAAUACUUCUUUUUUAUCGUCGUGCGUUUUGCGCAAGAGGGAAUAAGAGAAAACGCGUGAUGGCAAGUGAGGAAAAAAGAGAGAGAGGAGGGAGAAUAAGAGGGAACGAACGUGGCUUCGACUUCCUGCUUUGGUUUUACUUGUCGCCUCGACCGGAUAGGUCUCCUGGUAUCAUCACUAGACAUUGCAGGCUCAGGCUUGGGUUCCCUCUUGACGGGAGAUGAGCGCGAUGUGUGCGACAGACGCUUGUAGUAGUCUGCCAGCCUCUGUUCGCCGGAAAGCAAGGCACGAUUCGCGGCGAGAUGUUCGUCGAGCGCAGCCUCGAGCUCGGUCUUCUUGUAGUCCUCAAAACUAGAUUGUCUGAUUAGAAAAUGUGCGCGACACGGUAUACCAUUGUUUUCAAAAAGCAUAUAUCGAACAAAAGAAACGGGACAUACUCCUGGAGAUUCGAGACUUCAGCGAGAACGACGAGGUCACUCUUGCGCAGACCGCGCAGGUAGGGUAAAGCAGGCGACAUGGCUGGGUGGGGAAGGGACAAUAUAAGGGUAGAAUGUGAGUCGCGUAGAGUAUGCGAUUGUAUUUAUUGAAGCGUGAAGAGCUGUAACUGGGUAUGCAAUGCAGGCGGUAAGGGGAGGAUGACGCGGGUGGAGGAUCAAGGGGGAUGGAUGAGAUACGUCGCGGGGAGUCGAGGUUGGACGGAUGAUGUUGUUUACUCGGCGCCACUAGCGUGUUUUCAUCACGGCUUCCUUUCCCCAAGCUUGAGCCACGCCGGGAAAGGGGACGGUGUCAACAAUGGCAUUAGCUUAUUGUUUGUUAUUUGAUUCAUUGUUAUAGUUAUGCUAUUAUAGGACUACUCGUAGAGUUAUAUGGAGCAUUCUUCCAUGUCUCUCAAUUAAUAAAAAGAAU